This is a messenger RNA of Mustela erminea (ermine), 1779 nucleotides long. Its product is annotated as keratin, type I cytoskeletal 17. Lineage: Eukaryota; Metazoa; Chordata; Mammalia; Carnivora; Mustelidae. The record is from RefSeq and is a predicted model, not a curated record. The transcript is spliced from 9 exons. Gene Ontology annotation, molecular function: structural molecule activity. The coding region runs from base 81 to 1628 and encodes 515 amino acids. Gene Ontology annotation, cellular component: keratin filament.
GACAGGCCUGAGACCAGAGACACGCACACGCGCAGGCAGACACCCAGCACCAGGGUUCAGAGAAGUGAGGCAAAGGCCCGAUGGUGGGAGGGGAGGGGGGCCCACAGCCACCUGGGAGCUGGCGUGUGGCCAGCGGUGAUGAAAGCUCAGGGGAAUGGAAACAGAGGAGCGAGCCUGUUGUAAUCGCUACGCCCACCUGGCGGCCUAUAAAGGAGGCGGGCGAGCGCCAGCAGCAACUCGCACCUUGGGCCUCGCUCCUGUCUAGCCCUCCUGCUCCGAGCCCGCCGGCUGCCACCAUGACCACCACCAUCCGUCAGUUCACCUCCUCCAGCUCCAUCAAGGGCUCCUCCGGCCUGGGGGGCGGCUCGUCCCGCACCUCCUGCAGGCUGUCUGGCGGCCUGGGGGCCGGCUCCUGCCGGCUGGGGUCCGCCGGGGGCCUGGGCAGCGCCCUGGGGUCCAACAGCUACUCCAGCUGCUACAGCUUCGGCUCUGGGAGCAGUUAUGGCAGCGGCUUCGGGGCCGUCGACGGGCUGCUGGCGGGCGGGGAGAAGGCCACCAUGCAGAACCUCAACGACCGCCUGGCCUCCUACCUGGACAAGGUGCGGGCCCUGGAGGAGGCCAACACGGAGCUGGAGGUGAAGAUCCGGGACUGGUACCAGAGGCAGCGGCCCAGUGAGGCCAAGGACUACAGCCCCUACUUCAAGACCAUCGAGGACCUGCGGAACAAGAUCAUCGCUGCCACCAUCGAGAAUGCUCAGCCCAUUCUGCAGAUCGACAAUGCCAGGCUGGCGGCGGACGACUUCAGGACCAAGUACGAGCAUGAGCUGACCCUGCGCCAGAGCGUGGAAGCCGACAUCAACGGCCUGCGCCGGGUGCUGGACGAGCUGACCUUGGCCAGGACCGACCUGGAGAUGCAGAUCGAGGGCCUGAAGGAGGAGCUGGCCUACCUGAAGAAGAACCACGAGGAGGAGAUGCUUGCCCUGCGGGGUCAGACUGGCGGGGACGUCAGCGUGGAGAUGGACGCUGCCCCCGGUGUGGACCUGAGCCGCAUCCUGAACGAGAUGCGUGACCAGUACGAGCAGAUGGCGGAGAAGAACCGCAGAGAUGCGGAGGCCUGGUUCCUGAGCAAGACCGAGGAACUGAACAAAGAAGUGGCCUCUAACAGUGAGCUGGUGCAGAGUGGCCGCAGUGAGGUGACUGAGCUCCGGAGGGUGCUCCAGGGCCUGGAGAUUGAACUGCAGUCCCAGCUCAGCAUGAAAGCAUCCCUGGAGGGCAGCCUGGAGGAGACCAAAGGCCGCUACUGCAUGCAGCUGUCCCAGAUCCAGGGACUGAUCGGCAGCGUGGAGGAGCAGCUGGCCCAGCUCCGCUGUGAGAUGGAGCAGCAGAGCCAAGAGUACCAGGUCCUGCUGGACGUGAAGACGCGGCUGGAGCAGGAGAUCGCCACCUACCGCCGCCUGCUGGAGGGCGAGGAUGCUCACCUCGCCUCCCAGCAAGGGUCCAGCCAUUCCUUUUCUUCCCACAAUGUCUUCUCCUCCUCGUCUUCCUCCUCCUCUGGCCACCAGACCAGGUCCAUCCUCAAGGAGCAGGGCUCAUCCAGCUUCAACCAGGGCCAGGGCUCCAAGCACUGAGCUGCCUCCUCCAGAGCCUCCUGCCCCCCGCCGGCCCCCGCCUCCUGACGGCCUGGGCCAGGGCCCUGUUCUCCCAGCGCGAUGCCCUGCUGUCUCCCCUUCCCCUCCGCUGGUGGUGGGCUAAUAAAGCUGACUUUCUGGUUGAUGCAAA